Mus musculus (house mouse) is the source of this 4768-nucleotide messenger RNA. It is a transcript of the gene Smim14, whose product is annotated as small integral membrane protein 14. Gene Ontology annotation, cellular component: endoplasmic reticulum membrane. NCBI's taxonomy places the organism in Eukaryota, Metazoa, Chordata, Mammalia, Rodentia, Muridae. Bases 908 to 1207 code for a protein of 99 amino acids. The record is from RefSeq and is a predicted model, not a curated record. The transcript has 5 exons.
CCCGGCCCACCGCCCUCCUCGGCGACCCUCUUGGCGUCGCCACUUCUGUGGCCGCGCGCACCCGGGGACCGCUGCGGCGGAGCGGGCGCCUUUGGCUGGGCGCUGCACCCGGGGAGCCCGCAGCCGCUGGCCCGGCAGCCUGCAGCUGGGCUGCACAGGCACCCGCAGUCCGGGUGCUUUCACUUUUAGGGCCCCAUAGGCGGCGCGGGCGUGCAGGGGGUUAGGGACAGUCACCCCGAAGGCCGGGCGGUGGCGUUUGCCUGGUGGGUUCGAUGAAGUCACCCGGACGGGGCCCUUUUGUUGUGGUGUGUUGGUAGCUGCCAUCCUAAAAGCCAGAGCUCUUCUUUAGCCUCCAUUGUGUUGCGGAUUUAAAGGAUUCCCCUUUUCUGUUGGUUCAGUUCUGUUGGUUCAGUACGUGGAGCCGGGGCUGACAAUGGAGCAGGUAGCAGCACCGUUAUCGGAAGGAAUGCAGGGCAACAGCCUGGCAAUGGUUUGAGAUCCGUGUCGCUGCUUAAAGCCGAAGUUUUCCGAAGUGGCUGCUUAAACGUUAGGAUUUUAGCCAAGAUGAUACUUGCUAACUGUAGCGAGGCGGCAGGAUGCUUUUAGUUGCCCCAGUUGGAAAAGCCGAGGAUGCGGCCUUAGUAAUGGAGUGCCCUGGGUUUACAGCUGGAGCGCCUGAUGAGCUUCAGGAAGCAUUUAUACCUGCAUGUGUGGAAGACACCCUCCCGAUUUUGUGUUGUGGUGUCACUUGGCAGCUAUCCGUACCAGAAUUGGGAAAAACCUACAGUUUACCAAGGGUUCUAGUCUGGAAACGCUCGCUGCCCUGUGUCUGCUGUGGAGGUUAGGGGAAGCAGCUGCGUGCUCCUGCUUCAGGUUUAAAUAGUUGAGUAAAAUUACGCUGGUGACCAUGGCUGAAGGAGGAUUUGACCCCUGUGAAUGUGUCUGCUCUCACGAACAUGCUAUGAGGAGGCUCAUCAAUCUGCUCCGGCAGUCCCAGUCCUACUGCACCGACACAGAGUGCCUUCGGGAGUUGCCAGGACCCUCCAGUGACAGUGGCAUCAGCAUCACUGUGAUCCUGAUGGCCUGGAUGGUGAUCGCCAUGCUCCUCUUCCUUCUGAGGCCUCCUAACCUGAGAGGCUCCAGCCUCCCUGGAAAGCCCUCCAGUCCUCACAGUGGACAGGACCCGCCAGCCCCUCCCGUGGACUAACGUCCUGGUGUGGGAAGCAGCAAUGGUUUAACACCCUGCACGACCGAGCGACUGAAGACGACCAGGCACUAACUGUCUCCUUUUCCAUCUGCAGUUUGGAUGGUAUUGUUUUCAUGAGCUUCUAGAAAUUUCACUUGCCAACUGCCUUUUGCUUCCUGAGUUGCCACCGUCCUUAUUUACAGUAUCCCUGAGUAAAUGAUUCUAUUGAAAAGUUGAGGGCUUUGUUGGUUGGCCUAAGCUUAAACAUUCCACUCGUUCUCCCUGCAACCCUGACUAGAACGUCUGUGGUGGUUUCUGGCCCAGCUGAAGGAAAAUUGAGAUUUCUGCAUUUAAGUAUUUUAAGUGGGUUUUGAUAGAUUUUAAUUCUUUCCAUAAGGUAUUUAUUUGGGGUUGUCUGGUGUGAGUGACAGAGCCACACUGUAGUUACUUUACUGGCCCUUUUCUGUAGUCCUUGGGACAGUGAGCAUUUUCCUCACAACCUCCAGCUGGCUUUAUGGCUAGAAUACGGAAAGCGAACUGGUUGUUUACUGAUUUUUUUUUAAUUCCCAUUAAAAUUUUCUGAUGUUAAGAAUACUUUAAAUAAACAUGAUUGAUUAAUAUAGUGGUUGGUUUAGAAUCCAUUUCGUGUCAUUGAAAGCCACUGUAUGCUAGCCUUCCUCGCCUCACGAUAUUUGUUCUUCAAGUUGAGUGCCUCUUCAGCAAGCUUCUCUUCCAGUCUAACCCUUCCCUGUUAAAAUCGCCUGUGUGUGGGGCUGGCAUUUUAACACCCGUGACUUAAAUUCAUACCUUUUUUUUUUUAAUUAAAAAAAAUGAAUCUUUUGUUGCCUUCUGACUUAUGAGGAGAAGAGCCUUUAAUCUGAGGUCUUGGUUUCUUCCAAGGGAAAGGAGGAGAAUGACAAACGAGAAUAUUUUUGUCACCUCUCAGCUCAGUUCUGUUUAGCAGUAGGAUGCAGAUGCAUUGGAGUUGGAAGGAGCGUUGGUAACUGAGAUUUUGAAAUGUGUUUAACCAGUCAGAAGUUCAAAAGCAGUGAAUACAGACUGCAUCAAACAGGCCUGGGCGGCCUGGACGCCUGGACUCUCUCCUCCUAGGAAUCACUGCAGGGGAUUUGUCCGGACCAGAACAUAUUUUGUUAUCAAGGUAAAGGCUGAUCCCUUCUUGGGCAGUCUAGGCUGUCACUGUACAGAGCUGAGAGACUAUUUGUGUGAGCUAAAUGAACUUCUACCAUACUGCACCACGACCUGCCCUGUGACCCAAUUGGGUAACCUGCCCUUUCUCCCAAGCAGUGGUUAUCAAGGUCUGGCUGUAAGCAUUGUUAAGGGCAUCUCUUUGUCCCGUAUGGUAAUCCUGGCUACUUGUGCUCUUCCUGGUUCCCUUGGCUUUGUACUCAACAUUUAAACAAUAAUAUAACCACCUCUUAGCUACUUGUGUUUCUAAGGAGUGACUUAACCAGGUAAGUUAAAUUCUGAACAAAUUAACAACACACGGUACAGGAUUCCUCUUUUGCUGUGGCCACCCAGAAGUCUUACCCGCUUAGUAGCCUGUAGCCAGUUUAACACAAAAAGCCAGAUAUGGUAGCAGUCUCAAGACCAGACGAGGCUACAUAGUGAAUUUCAGGUCAGGUUUGGCGAGGCAUGGGAAGACUUUGUCUCACAAAGGAAAAAAAAUGGGGUGAGGGACUUAACCUGAGCAAAACUGGAAUGGCCUCGAGUGGAUCUAAAGCUGUAGUGUUUCUUCUCCUGCCCUCAGCCUUUGAAGGCUGCACAUAUGUCCCAACAGUGCUUUCUAACCUGCUGAUGGCCUCACACAGUCUGCCUCACAAAUAGCUGAGACUUCACCUUGGAUUAAAAUAAAAAUGGCGAAGGGUAGAAAGAAGGCUUGGCAGUUACGAGCACUGGCUGCUCUUCCAGAGGACCCAGGCUCAUUUCCCAGCCACCACACGGCAGCUCACAGCUGUCUGUAACUCCAGGGUAUCCAACACCCUCACAGAGGCAUACACGCAGGCAAAAGACCAAUGAGCAUAAAAGAAGAGUAAAUCAAUUAUUUUUUAAUGGAGACAAUGUGGAUACAGAACAUCUAGUAUUAGAGACCUGGAAAAGUAUAUUUUUAUUCUGGGUAUUCAUUUCUACCACGUGCACUUACGUCUAAAUAUCAUAGUUUUUCCCUAUGUAACCCCCCUAUUACGUUAGUAACUCAGCACCCUUUUUUUUUAACCUGAUAAAGAUUUUACUUUCUGACAUAGAAAUGGCUUAGUUAUGUGUUCAUCAGAAGUACAUAUGAGCACAGUUGUACAGAAGGUUCCAUCAAGACUUGUGUGUGUGUGUGUUUGAGACAGGGUUUCUCUGCCUAGCUCUGGCCUCAAGCCCAGAGAUCCACCUGCUUUUGCCUCCCUGGCUGAGAUUAAAGCCAUGUGCCACCACCACCUGGCCUGACCCAGGCGUUUCAGUGCUUGGUAACAGUUGGAUUUCUUUGAGAAGUACUUGGCCUUGGGUUUUUACCUUUAGUCUUUGCUAUUUUUGUUUUCUUUGGUAAUUUUUUCUAUAUUCCUAAGGUGAUAAUAUCUUGCAUAAAAUAUUAUUACUAACCCAAUUAAUAAUUUGCUAUUCUCUUCCUUAAGUGUCUACAUGUGGCCCUUUAAGCUAGCAUAUUUGUUCACCAUUAUUUGGCUUGCAAACAUUCACUUGCUCUGUAGCUAGAAUUCUCGUAAACUAAAAAGAGAAAGCUUACAGUCUUGACGUUAGGCCGUCCACGCCACCAAGAGCAGUCACUUGAGAGCUUCUUCAUACUGUUUCAUACAAAAUCUAGUAGUUUUGCUUUUCUGUUUUCCACAUUGGGAGUAUUUAUAGCAAAAGAUUUUAUCAUGUACCUAAACACUAUCCCAUGCCUAAGAACUCAUGUUCUAACAAUGUACAGGGGUUCUCCAGAGUCGCCACUGAGUACUCUAUGAGACAAUGUGCAGGGUUCUCCAGAGUCGCCACUGAGUACUCUAUGAGACAAUGUGCAGGGUUCUCCAGAGUCGCCACUGAGUACUCUAUGAGACAAUGUGCAGGGUUCUCCAGAGUCGCCACUGAGUACUCUAUGAGUACUGGGAAUUGUCCCAUGCUUCCACUUAGCGUUUGUGAUACUGUUUAUGGAAUUACUAAUAUCUUAGACUUCUAAAGGACUUGUGGAAGUCUGUCAUUCUAAAUGACAGUUUGUCUUCAGUGAUUUUUUUUUUACUGCAGUUUGAUCAGCUCACUUUAAAACACAAAACAGCAACUUGAAGAUGGAAAAUACAAAUGGUUUAAAUUUUGUUGUUGCCAUAGAAAAUAGGGACAGUCUUAGAUUUCUCAGUGAAGCACCCUGUGUAUCAUUACAUGUCCAGUGAUUAUUUUGUUAAAGGCAAAGGGGUCAUGUGAUGUACUAAAUGUAAUUUGCUGUUUCUCAAUGUUUAAAUCAUGCCAAACAAAUCAGCCCGUGCCAUCUAGCCUGUGGUGUUAAUCUUCUACUGAGGACUUGGGUUGGGGUUAAGGGCUUGUACUAUGCACUUUUUAUUAAUGAAUAAAUAGAAAAUGUUAGUAACA